Messenger RNA from Athalia rosae (coleseed sawfly), 4535 nucleotides. RefSeq names its product F-BAR domain only protein 2. The transcript has 13 exons. Gene Ontology annotation, biological process: clathrin-dependent endocytosis; clathrin coat assembly. The coding region runs from base 425 to 3484 and encodes 1019 amino acids. Lineage: Eukaryota; Metazoa; Arthropoda; Insecta; Hymenoptera; Athaliidae. Gene Ontology annotation, cellular component: cytoplasm; clathrin-coated pit; plasma membrane. The record is from RefSeq and is a predicted model, not a curated record.
GGACAUUGGACAUUCGCCAAUCCGCCGAACACACCUUUUUUCUUAUCCCUACCAUUUAUCCGCGUAGAUGCGUCUUCUGUCAAUUGAAAUUCGCCCACCCGGUCCUACGGUCCUUUUCCAGAGCCCGUCCUCGUUCUCCUUCGACCACCUAUCGUAAAAUUUUUCGCUUCAUCAUUUAUUAUUUCCAAACGAUUACCCAAUUCCACAGUUUCUCCUCCUUUUUUUUUCCAUUGAUACGUGACAAUUAUCGCGCUUCACUCAGGUCUGGCGCAUUCACUCGGCGACGAAUGCAAUUUGACAGUACUACACGCGUCGCGUACAUACGUUUCUUCGCAUAUCGUCACAGCUUACUCCUUAUACUGUGACAUCGUGUCAGUAAGCAAUGCUGUAAUAUUACGAUCCUUCGUCGUCUAUAAUUCUAUGCAUGUACCCGGGUGAGAAAAAUAAUGGAUUCGAUGUUCUUUACCAUAACAUGAAGCAUGGUGUUGUCGCCAGCAAAGAGCUGGCUGACUUCUUACGAGAGAGGUCAGCCAUAGAAGAAAACAACUACAAGCUUCUCAGUAAAGUUGCCAAACAGGCCAGCGGCAGCGGUGGAACUCAAGGAACCUUUGCACCGGUGUGGGCUGCGCUCAGAGGUGCUGCAGAAAAACUCGCCAGUCUGCACUUGCAGAUGGCACAGAAGGUUGCGGAAUUGAUUAAGGAUGUCUCCAAAUAUGCUGACGAACUUCACAAGAAGCAUAAAGCUGUAAAGGAGGAGGAAUCGAGUACCCUGGACGUCGUGCAGAAUAUUCAAAGUAUAAUGACGACCUUACAAAAAGCUAAGGAUAUCUGUGCCCAGAGAGGCACAGAGUUGGAAAAGCUGAGAAAAGACAGCGCCAGUCAACGGGAGCUCGAAAAAGCCGACGCCAAAUUCAAAAAAUCACAGGACGACUAUAAGGCACUGGUCGAAAAGUACACCACCAUACGCAAUGACUUUGAAGCUAAAAUGACUCAGGCGUGCAAACGAUUUCAAGAUGUAGAAGAAACCCAUCUCAAGCAUAUGAAAGAGUUUCUCAAUACAUACGCGGAUGUUCUGCAAUCCAAUCAUGAACAAGUUGGCCAAGUUCACAUAGACUUUAAAAGGCAGUGUCUUGAUAUGACUGUGGACAAAUUGUUGGAACAAUUUGUACAGAGCAAAUACACAGGGUUUGAAAAGCCAGGUGUAAUCGAGUAUGAGGACGCAAUGCUGAACUUUGGUAUGACGAAUCCCGUGACCACGACGGUGGCCAUGACAUCGACCACUUCGCUGCAACCGAUGCCAUUGGAAGGGAGCGGGGAGGUGUCAAAGGCUACUAAUGGCGAAACAGGGGUCGCUGGUAAAAAAAUUAACUCGACAAAAACUGGGGGGGCUAAGGGGCAAGGUAAUUUUGUGAGCGGAGAGGAACGCGUUAGUCCGGAAGAGAAUGAAGACAUUGUGGAAAGAAAGAAACAAGACAGAGAACCACAGCAACGACGAGAACGAGAUCGAGAACAAGAGCCACAGCCACCGACGAAGGCCUCCCGUCGUGCCACUUCGCUCCUUAAUCUUUUCAUGUCCAACUCCCAGGAGCGACAGAAGAACUCAGGGUCUGUCGGUACAGCCAUACCCAAUUCCCAACGGAACAAUCUGCCUCCCGCCGUAUCACCUUCCAGCAUCUCCAGGAACCCUCUAAGAGGAUCUAAAUGGUUUUUACGGAGCAGAAGGGAGAAAAAAAAGGAGAGGAAGGAGAAGAAAGCCAAGAAGAAGAAGGACACAGUGGAAACUAGCAGUAACAGAGAAGAAAAGUCUGAUUCGGAGGAGAAAGACGAUAGUCGGAAGACAGGUACUCCGACCCCGGAGGUUGAUGAGGAUGGCUUUUGCAUAAAGCCAAAGGUUGACCCUUGGGAAAAUGAACGUGGUUUCUACUCUAGUUCGGAUACAGAGUCGGAGGACGAGAGAGAGCGGAAAAUUCGAGUUGAAAUUAAACCAUUGAGCAAUGGUGGAGCUCCUAUGAGUGCCAGUGUCGACGAACUCAGAGCAACCGUCGAAAACCUGUCGCUUUCACCUGUUGGUACUAUCAUGGGUCGUAGAGGAUCAAAUGCAGAGACGGACCACCAUAUGAAGAGAUCGCAAUCGGUUUCGCAACAACUGGGUGGAAAACCUAGCUCCGAUCUACUCGGUUUGAACCUUUUCAAUCCCAGUAGUACGCCGUCCAGCGCUUCAACGCCUACCGGGGGUCACCCUUAUGCUUCACUGCAGAGCCCACCUCCGCUCUCCUCCCCACCGGCAACGCACCCUGUGACGACUGUCUCUCAACCAUUGUCCCAUUAUCACACUGCAGUCAACGUCCAUCCGCAUGCUCGGUCCCAAGAUGGCGAUCUGUUCUCUGAGGUCGGCGAGAUUGGUGUGGCUCUACCUCCGAAACAAACGUCUAGCUCCUCUAUCGCGAUUCCGCGACCUCCGUCGAGACGAGGAGAUGGAACGAGCGUCGCUACAUCGAGAGGUCGGGUCUCCCCAGCUACAAUAUCUAGGGCAGACAGCGUCGCAAGUUUGGAAUUCCGGACGGCCGGUGUGGCUGUUGGAUCUUCUAGGGGCCCAUCGCCCUUGACGAUUGGUCUUGCAGACACGAUACCUCUCGCUGUAGCUUUUCACGAGAUAAUCCAUUCUUACUUCAGAGGAACAGAUGAAACGAGAUGUCAGGUAAAACUCAGCGGAGAUAUGAUGCUCUCGUUCCCUGCUGGGAUCGUUGCGGUUCUCGCGAAUAAUCCUAGCCCCGCGCAGCUCACUUUUCGGGUGAGAAAUAGCAACAGGCUCGAAAAGUUACUGCCAAACAGUCAGCUCGUUACUUUGGAUGCUACACAAUCAACGGCUGACAGCGCAAUUUUUGACUUCAAUAUGAGUGCCUUAACCACCUUGCUGAGACGGCAGGCGGAACAGAAUCCCUCGGCUUCCUACUUUAAUGUCGACAUACUGAAAUAUCAGAUUAAAAAUAAGGAGGGUGCUGGAUCUUGUCCAUUUCAACUCGUCGCAUACUGGAAGUGCGAGUCUACCCACACAGAUUUGAAAAUCGAUUACAAAUACAAUAGCCGGGCAAUGGCCUCACCCAGCCCGUUGUUGAACCUUCAUGUGGCAUCGCCGAUCGAUGGGGGUUUCAAAAGCCUACACAGUAAACCACUUGCCCAAUGGCUUCCGGAUUCAAACCGAAUAUUAUGGAAAUUCACUGAACUCUCGCAGCACAGCGAAGGAGGUGGCGUUGGGUCCCUCAAGGCCAGGAUUGAGCUAGAUCGCGGACCAGGAUCUCAAGGGACGAUCUUCACCCAAUUUAAUUGCGAAGGAACAACUUUAUCCGGAAUCGAAUUCGAGCUUGUCGGCGCAGGAUAUCGGCUCAGCUUAGUAAAGCGCAGAUUUGUCUCUGGGCGGUACAUGUGCGAUGGAGAUUCUGAUCCUAAAACGAGAUAUGCCGCACCUCCUUUGACGGUGGACUGACUGGUGCCUGAGAAGGUGGAUAACCCAAGUUGACAGCCUGAUGGAAAAUUUCGAGAAUCCCUGCGGCAGUGUCGAAAUCGAAGACUGAAGAGUCAUUCGUAUUCCCAUGACCUUUGCCCCAUUCUGAACCACACGACACCAUCGAAACUGAAAAUUUAAUUUCUAGUAUCGAAGAAAUCAUUUUCACAGCAACAUUCGCAAAUUUUACACCAUAUCGUGAUGUUUUUGCAGGAAGUUGGUCCCACAGGAUAAUUUGUGACUGAAAAUCAAAUCAAAUCAAAAUUCUCGGUUCCCAUUAUGCAGAGGAUAUACAACUUGAGUCGAUAUUCGAAACCUAUAUCCCUAUCGGCACUGCAAGCUACGAUGAUUAGCUAUUGCUACGACGUUUCGCUAACAAGAUGAAUGGAAUUCGGAUAGACUAUAUUUUACACAACACAUUAGGAUUCCCCAUCCACACUGAACACGGUACAUUUCCCCUCGUUGUUAUAACGUGCCCUAUAUAUUGUUUGUAUUUUAAUACUAUCAUUGAUAUUAAAAACUGUUAUUCUCAUUUUCAUUAGUAGCAUCACCAUCAUCAUCAUCAUCAUAAUUAUUAUUAUUAAUAUUAUUGUUAUUAUUAUUCUUACUAUUCUCAUUAGCUACAACUAUUAUUAUUACUUUCAUUGUAUCGUCAUAUUCAUUGUAGUCAGCAUCGACAUUGCUAUCAUUGUAAUGAAACAAAUCUCCUAGCCACAGGUGGUAGAAAAUUUUCGGACAAAAUGAUCGACAGUGUUUCUGCUUGGCUUUGCCCAUAUGUUGGUUCCAUAUAGUUGGGCAAUACAUGCAAAUAAGACUUCAUAGAUAUCUCUGUAAUCAUAUUAUAAGUGUAUAUUGUAUUCAUUACAAUAAUGUAUUGUAAAUAACCGAACUGCAUAGUUAUACCUAUAACUACAUUGUAAAACUAAAAUAUUUGUAAGGAUUAUAGUAUAUCGUUUGACUUCCUCGAUCUUCAGUUUUGUAUUAGCUCUUUCGAACAAAGCAUUGUUGAAUAUUAUAACAUAUUGUAAUAAUA